AUGGUACGGUCUAACGUUUUGACAGCAAUUGCUGCUAUUUGCCAUGUCGCUCACGCUGGUUGCCCCUACAUGGAUGACCAACCAAUCGCCCGACGCGAUGGUGCCACUGCCAUGUCAACCGAUGACUUCAUGAAGCAAUAUGAGAUUGACGACAGCAAAGCCUACCUCACGAGUCCUGUGGGAGGGCCCCAACCCGACCAAGAGAGCCUCUCGGCUGGUGAGCGAGGUCCAUCCCUGCUCGAGGAUCAAAUUCUCCGCCGCAAAAUCAUGAGCUUUGAUCACGAGCGUGUUCCUGAGCGCGCCGUGCACGCCCGUGGUGCCGGUGCUCACGGAACAUUCAAGUCAUAUGGUGACUGGUCUAACAUUACCGGAGCCUCAUUCCUUGCCAAUUCUGAGAAGGAAACGCCAGUGUUCAUUCGAUUCUCUACUGUUGCAGGAAGCCGUGGCUCUGCCGAUACUGCCCGAGAUGUUCACGGCUUUGCCGUCAGGUUCUACACCGACGAAGGCAACUUUGAUAUUGUCGGCAACAACGUUCCUGUGUUCUUUAUCCAGGAUGCCAUCAAGUUCCCUGACCUCAUCCAUGCUGUCAAGCCCAAGCCAGACAGUGAGAUCCCUCAGGCAGCAACGGCUCACGAUUCGGCAUGGGACUUCUUCAGUCAGCAACCUAGCACUAUGCACACCCUCAUGUGGGCAAUGAGUGGACAGACGAUUACUAACGAGUUGUUUCUUUCUUACAGUGGUACCAUUCGUUCCUACAGGCAUACCGAUGGCUGGGGUGUACAUACUUUCCGCUUUGUCCGUGAUGACGGCAAAUCCAAGCUCGUCAAGUUCCGCUUCCGAUCUCUUCAGGGCAAGGCCUCCCUGCUGUGGGAAGAGGCUCAAACCACCGCCGGAAUGAACGCAGAUAUGCACCGACAGGAUCUCUUCGAGAGCAUUGAGAACGGCUACUACCCAGAAUGGAUCUUUGAGGUUCAAGUCAUGGAGGAGUCGGACCAACUUCGAUUCGGAUUCGACGUUCUCGACCCCACCAAGAUUGUUCCCGAAGACAUUGUUCCUUUCACCCCUCUUGGCAAGUUGACCUUGAACCGCAAUCCUCGCAACUACUUUGCCGAGACUGAGCAAAUCAUGUUCCAACCCGGUCAUCUUGUCCGCGGUAUUGAUGUUUCCGAUGACCCGCUCCUUCAAGGACGCAUGUUCUCGUACUUGGACACUCAGCUGAACCGCAACGGUGGUCCCAACUUUGAGCAGAUUCCUAUCAACCAGCCCCGUGUUCCUGUCCACAACAACGAGCGUGAUGGUGCUGGCCAAAUGUACAUUCCUCUCAACACUGCCGCCUACUCGCCCAACACCCUGAACGGCGGUUACCCCAAGCAAGCCACCCAGGCCGAAGGUCGCGGGUUCUUCACUGCACCCUCUCGAUCCGUCAGCGGAAACCUUGUCCGCACAGUCUCCAGCACCUUCGCCGACAACUGGUCACAGCCUCGCCUGUUCUACAACUCCUUGACCCCAGUCGAGCAGCAGUUUGUCAUCAACGCCAUCCGAUUUGAGACUUCGCAACUCAAGAGCGAGGUUGUCAAGCAGAAUGUCUUGAUCCAGCUUAACCGUAUCAGCCACGACAUUGCUACCCGUGUUGCUACUGCUCUUGGCAUGACUGCGCCCGCACCUGAUGACAAGUUCUACCACAACAACAAGACGAUUGGUGUCAACCCGGCUGGCGAGCCCCUGCUCAAGAUUGAGGGCUUGAAGGUUGGAUACCUUACCUCUGCAGCAUCCACUGGCGACAAGGGCAAGGCGCUCAAGGCCGCGCUCAAGGACAAGAAGGUUAGCUUGACGGUAGUUGCCGAGCACCUUGGCGAGGGCAUUGACCAGACCUACUCUGCUACUUCGGCCGUUAAUUUUGACGCCAUCAUUGUUGAUGGUAGCGCUUCGGCCCUCUUUGCCCCUGCGGGCAGCCUCGCCAACUCCAACUCCACGGCUACUAAGGCCCGUUCCACCUUGUACCCUGCUGGUCGCCCUCUCGAGAUCCUCCAGACUGGCUACCAGUUUGGCAAGCCCGUUGGUGUUCUCGGAGCCAGCAACUCGACUCUGUCUGCUGCUGGUGUUGAGGCCGGCACCCCUGGUGUUUACAGCUUCGACUCCGCCAGCGACGUGGCGGCAGUUGUUACCAAGAUCACUGAGGGUCUGCGCACUUUCAAGUUCCUUGACCGGUACCCAUUGGACAAUUAG
Messenger RNA from Bipolaris sorokiniana ND90Pr, 2226 nucleotides. RefSeq lists its product as uncharacterized. Gene Ontology annotation, molecular function: catalase activity; heme binding. Gene Ontology annotation, cellular component: cytosol. Gene Ontology annotation, biological process: response to oxidative stress; hydrogen peroxide catabolic process. The record is from RefSeq and is a predicted model, not a curated record. The transcript has 7 exons. The coding region runs from base 1 to 2226 and encodes 741 amino acids. Lineage: Eukaryota; Fungi; Ascomycota; Dothideomycetes; Pleosporales; Pleosporaceae.